Messenger RNA from Syngnathoides biaculeatus (alligator pipefish), 2587 nucleotides. It is a transcript of the gene lgals3a, whose product is annotated as lectin, galactoside binding soluble 3a. Gene Ontology annotation, biological process: monocyte chemotaxis; positive chemotaxis; macrophage chemotaxis. Gene Ontology annotation, cellular component: nucleus; immunological synapse. The transcript is spliced from 6 exons. The record is from RefSeq and is a predicted model, not a curated record. Gene Ontology annotation, molecular function: carbohydrate binding; laminin binding; IgE binding. Bases 224 to 1348 code for a protein of 374 amino acids. NCBI's taxonomy places the organism in Eukaryota, Metazoa, Chordata, Actinopteri, Syngnathiformes, Syngnathidae.
AUCAAUGGGCGUGCCCACACUUCCUGUUUGAAGAGUUGUGUUUCGGAGGCAGCUGCGGUUGCUUGUAGUUAGCCUGACGCCGAGGCUAAAUUAGCUAAAGGCUAGCUGGCCUACACUCCUGGACAACUCGCGAGCCGCUUAAACCACUGAAGAUUCCACCACUCGGCGAGCUGGUUACCCGCCCCAAAAAUACUCACUUUCGGUCUUGUCUCUGUUUUAGGUCAUGUCGGAUUUCUCGCUUACAGACGCUUUGGGAGACAGCACCCCGAGCCAGGCCAAACCGCAGGGCAACACCAACCCGUCAGCACCAGCAAGCAACCCUCCGCCUCCUUCCAACCCCGGAUGGCCAUCGUCAGCCCCGGGAGCUCCCACCCAGCCCUCGGCCCCUUCGGGAUUCGCCGGCGGCCCCGGCGCGCCGGGCCAGUUCCCUUUCCCCUCCGGCCCGGGAGCCCCCGGCCAAUACCCCGGCCCCCCUCCGGCGUCGGGUGGGUUCCCGUCUGCUCCCGGGAUGCCUGGACAGUAUCCUCCGGCACCAGGGGCUCCGGGGCAGUACCCCGCUAGCCCCGGUGCACCUGGCCAGUUCCCAGGGCACUACCCGCCUGAAGGAGCACCUGGUCAGCUACCCGGUGGCCCUGUUCCUUACCCAGCUGGACCUUUCCCUUCUGGUCCCGGCGCUCCUCCUGGGCCUUAUCCCAACAUGCCUCUCCCGGGUAACUACCCACCAGGGGGUAACGGCAUGUAUGGUCCGGGGGGUGCGGGCGGAUUCCCCCCUCCUGCCGGCCCAGGCGCCUUCCCGGCUUUCCCCCCCGGCGGAGGCUUUCCCCCAAUUCCGGCCGGCUCUUGGGGACCCGGUGGCGGAGGUUUUCCACCGGCACCCGGCCCCUUCGGACCCGGUCCUGGCCCAAUGGGUCCUUACGACAACCCCGCUGGUCCAGGUGGAAUGCUGAUGGUGCCGUACGAUCUCCCCCUGCAUGCCGGGCUGAUGCCGCGUCUCGUCAUCACCGUCGUUGGGGAGCCGAUUCCUGGAGCAAGCAGGUUCCACGUGGACUUCAUGAAGGGUUCAGACGUGGUCUUUCACUUCAACCCUCGCUUCCACGAGCAGACCAUCGUCCGAAACUCCAGCAUCGGUGGAUGUUGGGGGCCGGAGGAAAGGGGCGGAGUUUUCCCGUUUGUUCAAGGCCAACGCUUUGAGCUGAAGAUCCUGGUGGAGGAGGACGUGUUCAAGGUGGCCGUGGACGGCAACCACUUGCUGGAGUACGAGCACCGCGUGGGCGGCCUGGAGGACGUCACCCUGCUGCGGGUGACGGGCGACGUGGCGCUCUACAGCGUGGCGCCCAACAUGAUCUGACCGCCGCCCCCGCUGAAGGACAAAUCGUGUUUGAAUCCAAAUCCCAGAGAAACGACGCACGCACCUUUUGCAAUUUGACACACACAAAUGUGCGGGUACCCAGUUAAAACAAGGUCAUUUUUGCCCAUCUGACAUUCUUUUGAAAAUAUAAUUUAUCUACAUUUUCCAUAGCUGCACAUAAAUGCUGAAAAAAAAAAAUAAUGCUUUGCUAUAUACUGACCUUAGAACUGCACAUGUAACAUAAUAACAUAAUAGUAUCUAAAAAAAAAAAAAAAAACAUCAAUGGACCUUUUCAUCAUCACGUACUUCAGGGUGUGAGAAGUGAUGAUUGGAACACUAGUAAAAAAAAAAAAAUUAAAAAAAACUCUUCCAUGUCAUUUGAGCAAGGCAGUGCCAUUGAGAAAAUGGUUAAAUGGCUCGAACGAGGGAUUCCAGCCUUCCUCUUUACAAACGCAGCGAGCCGAAAGGAUGCUAAGUGAGAGAAAUUAAGUCAGACGGAACGCCGGGAUGCGAUUUUACAUUUUUUCAACUGGGAGGUUGAUUCAAAAUUAGACGCAGUGGAAAUUUUGAUCGCGAGAUGGCGGCUAAUGAAAUUGACUUUUCUGUCGCGCCAACGCAUGACACACGCUGAGAUGGAUAAAGCACUGUAGCGUUGAUAUUAGCUAGCUUUGCUAAAUUAUUCAGACUGAAUCAUUUUUGUUCCCCUUAAAAUGAAAAGGUCCAUUUAAUGUUACCACGCGUCCCGAAACAUUUCACGUUUCUGUUGAAAUGAAAUGCCAAGAUUUUUUUUUUUUUUUUUUCCAUAGAUGAUAAAUGCUGACUUUUGGUCGACAAGGUUAAACGAACGCCUUUCUGACGGCAAUUUUGUAAUGUAUAAAGCCAGGAUGCUUGAAGUUGAAACUUAAUAUUUAAAGCCAUCAAUAACGUUAUUUACCUUGACCCCCACCCCUCCCGGGUUUCAAAAAUUCCACAUGCUGUGUUCUACGGGGGUCCUGACAAGGUCUAAGGAGCGUGUAACCGAAUGAAGUGUUUCCUCGCCAAAGAUAAGUGGCACAAAUAUGUAUUCCCCAACCCCUUAAUAUAAUGGAAAAUUUUAAACGACUGAUUUGUUGUUUUUUUUUUUCUCCAAAAUGUACUUCUGUGUAUUGGACAUGUGGCUGAAAUAAAGAUGUGUCAGUGAUGCUUGGCUAAUACUGCCGGCUGAGUAUUACAAUAAAGUGAUGCGUGCAGCUAAAAUCA